GUUUUUAUAUUUUAUGAUGAGAUAAGAAGUCAACUUUUAUGUUGUAGUUUUUCAAUAAAAACUUUAAAAAACAACUCAACAAAGGCAGUCAGGUUUCCAGACAGCGUUUUUUGUGAAAAGAACAGAACUCAUUUUAUCAUUUCUAUCAAAGAACGUAACAGCUCCUGGGUUCAAGAGAAUAUGUCAAAUAAAGUGAAACAACAUGACCAGGUCGACAGCGCUGGUGACUCAGCUUGUUCGCUUACCCAUGUGGAAAAAGACAAAACACUUGGUGAAUUCGGGGAAGAAAUAAUGUGCGAGAACGCUGAAUCUGAUAUAACGGCAGAAAAUCUUGACAGUACCGAUGGACCCUUUAAUUUUUCUUUUUGGAAGAAGAAACAGCAUACAAAUACUAACAUUUCCCAAAUUAGGGACGAAGAAAACAUCGUGUUCACACAUACUAAACAUGAACCAAAACAACCAGACACGAAAUUAACAUUCGACGUUGAUCCAGACACGUAUGAAGUAAAUACGUUUCCGCGUGGAAUAGUGACGUUGAUAAAUAUCAAGCAAUUUCAUAAGAGGUUAUUACUUGGAACCCGAGAGGGAACAGACAAGGACGCGGAAAGGAUUUGCAAGUUAUUUCUAGAUCUAGGCUUUAUUGUUAAUCGAUAUGAUAAUCCCUCGUGUGAACAGAUCUUGGAAAUCAUGGAGAAAGCGGCGCUUGCCGAUUAUUCUAAAAUGAGUUGUUGCGUAUGUGCCAUUUUGAGUCACGGAAAAGAAGGUUAUAUUAACGGGACAGACGGAAGAGUUAAAAUUACAGAAAUUACAAGUUUAUUUAAAACCAACGGACUUGUUGGUAAACCAAAAUUAUUUUUAUUCCAAGCUUGUAGAGGGAGAAAGUAUAUGGACCCAAUGUCUUUGGAUGUUGUUGACGGCAAAAUGGACGUGGUUGAAAGAGAUGGCAUCAGCAAUCCUAAAAAGUCUGAAGUGAUUUCGCUUCCAUCUGAAGCGGAUUUCCUAUACGCAUACUCAACAGUUCCGGAAUACUUCUCAUGGCGCAGUGUCACAGAUGGAUCCUGGUUUAUUGAAACCGUUUCUUGCGUCUUUCGACAGUUAUCGCAAAAAUUGGACGUCAAUCGAAUGUUCACACGGGUCAACGGACAAAUGUCUAAUCGAGAGUCGUUUACAGAAAAAAAAGCGACAGAUGGUAAACGUCAAAUCGCGUCUAUUGUGAGCCAAUUGAGAAAAGAUCUUUUCUUGUAUUCGCCAUACGGUGCGUUGCCACGAGAUUAAUUCUAAAAUGUUGGGAAAACGAAAACAAUUUACAAGAACUUUGUGUGUAAAUUAAGUGGAUUAAUUUUGACGAAGUCAAAAAAAGUCUUAUUUUGCGAGAACUUAUUUUCGCGAAUUGACCCCUUUUAAAUUUUCGCGGAAACUUACUUUUUUUGAAAAAAUCCUACAAGUAAUUCAACUUUAAGCUAUAUAUUUGCUUGAUUUUAAUUUUUUUCUUUUAAAUUUGUAUUGAUAACAAUAUACAAAAUAACAAUAUACAAAUCAUAAAUUUAAAAAUACAUAUAUAGCAAUAUGGCAA
Messenger RNA from Hydractinia symbiolongicarpus, 1573 nucleotides. RefSeq names its product caspase-3-like. Bases 181 to 1275 code for a protein of 364 amino acids. The transcript is spliced from 2 exons. Gene Ontology annotation, biological process: proteolysis; apoptotic process. NCBI's taxonomy places the organism in Eukaryota, Metazoa, Cnidaria, Hydrozoa, Anthoathecata, Hydractiniidae. The record is from RefSeq and is a predicted model, not a curated record. Gene Ontology annotation, cellular component: cytoplasm.